Messenger RNA from Coregonus sp. 'balchen', 7731 nucleotides. The record is from the annotation of a GenBank genome assembly. Lineage: Eukaryota; Metazoa; Chordata; Actinopteri; Salmoniformes; Salmonidae.
CUGGCGACUGUUUGGUUUAAAUGGGAAACACAAAUUCGCGAACAGAAGUUGAGCUCAACAAUAUUUAUAUUUUCUAACGCUUAAAACUGUAUAUUCGUCUGCACAAUGGGUCCUGUCGAGGUAACAGUUUCUACCAACUAUGCAUUUACACUAUUCUCUUCUGAACAUAUCAGGAAUAGUAAUGUAAUCAACGGUAAUCAAGACGCCUGCUCAGAUAGCGAAGUAACACGAUUGCUAGCAAUGUGAUCGUAGCUAGUUAGUUCGUUUGCACUAGUUACAUGAACGCUUACAUACAUAUGUUAUUAGUCAUCUGUCUAGCUACAUUUGUUAGUUAAUGUUACUGUAACGUUAAACAUCUAGCUAGCUGUAUCAUGCCCAUUCAAUAUGUUUUAAAAUGCUGCUAUUGCUUUUAUAAGUCUGAUAUCUUAAUUACAUUAGCUAUGUGUCACUGUGUUCUUCGUCCAGCAACUCCACAUGACCGUGUUCUCCCAGAGUUUCUCUCCCUGUGGUCGCUUCCUAGCCGCCGGCAACAACUACGGCGAGAUAGCGGUGUUCAGGUGAGACCAGACAUGCAGUUUACUGGCUGCUUGCACUUUGACUAGUGCCAAAUACAAUGAUGUAAACAGAGAUGAUGUAAUCAGCCUGUCCUGCAAUAAAUAUUGGUCAUUUAAAUGUUUGAAUGGAUAAAGCACAUUUUUAUCUGAGGCGCACAAGUCCCAUGUAUCUUAUUUACGUUGGUUCUUUACAGUAAAAUGCUAUUCUGUUCAUGUUAUCAUUUUCCCCAGUCUCUCCUCAGCACUUAGCCCAGAUGCUACAGAUCUGAGCCAGAAACCCAUCCUCACAUUUACUGGUCAGUCUCUUGCCGUUGAUGUGUUCAAACCUUCUCUAUUUGCUUCUUUAUGGUAGAACACCAGUGUGAAAUAGCUUUCAAGACAUGCUGUAUCUCAUCCUUCAUCCCUAGAUUAAGUGGGACACCUGUCUCUCCCAGGCUGCCCCUCUUAACCCUCUUCUAUUGUUUAACUUUCUCUGUCUUUCUUCCCCUCACGCGUUUAUUCUCUCUCAGCUCAUGAGGGGCCCGUCUUCUCUCUCUUCUCCACGGACUCUCACCUCCUGAGUGCCGGCAAUGGCGAGAUCAGCGCCUGGAGCUGGGCGGAGCUUAUCAAGCGGGUAAGGCCGUUACAAGAUAAAGCAAGCAUACCAAAAUGAAUGGCUGUUUAUUGUGAACAGUAUGUAUUUCUAUACAGUCUAUGACGGUAUGUGACAUGGACCAAGUCUUUGUGUCUCUCUCCCAGAAUACCAAGGCUGCUUGGACAAGGAGGCCAAAUUACAAGUAAGGCACCAAUCAGCCGUAAGUUUGUUUUGAGAAAACACAAGAAAGUGUGUCUGUGUGUGGACUGUGUACAUGUGUGUUGGUUAUUUUAUCUCCAGAUGUUUGUCUUUGCUGUCUGAUGCUUGUAGCCAACAAGUGUGUUUCAUAAAUGCUCCUCUUUGCAGAUCCAGCCUGGAGAUCCCAGAGAUCAAUGCCAUGACCGUCAAUCCCACAGUGAGUACAAAGACACUUUCAUUAAGUACCUCACUCCACUGAGACAAGUUCUCUAUUAAAUUAAUGUCAUGAGUCAUAUGAGUAAUAUCUCUCUCUCUCUCUCUCUCUCUCUCUCUCUCUCUCUCUCUCUCUCUCUCUCUCUCUCUCUCUCAGGAGAACAGUCUAGUGAUUGGUGGAGGGGACAAUAACAUCCACAUAAUGGAUCUGGAAAGUGGCGUCUUUAAGGUUUGAGAAAUAUUAAUCGCUGCGAUUCUGUCUCAAGAUUUAGCCAUGUGAUGUUGAACAUUGAUAUAAAUAUUAUUUGUUGUUACAUCUCUUUUAAUUUCUCUUCCUCUCUUUCUUCCAAUUCUCUUUCUCUCUUCAUCCCUCCCUCUCUCGCUAUCCCACACUUAACCUUUAUGUUCAAUCUCUUUAUUGCUCUCUCUCCCUCCCUCCCCCAGUCAGUUCUUCAGGGUCAUACAGACUACAUUCACUGUCUGAGUGUGAGAGAGAGGGAGGGAGAGAUCCUCUCUGGGGGUGAGGACGGCGCUGUCAGGAUAUGGGGUGAGUGACGGAUGUAUCAACCCAUCACUGCCUCAGGUUCCGCUGUCAGUGACUGACACAUUUGGAAUCAAUGCAUGGCUGUAUUACAUUAUACUGUAGUGUUGUCAUGUAUCUCACUCUCUGAACGCUUCCUCCAGACUGCAGGACCGGCCAAUCCGUGCACUGCAUUGAGGUCUACAAAUAUGAGGUAAGGUAUUGGGAUGGGUGGGUGCCUGCCCCUACCCUCCAUAUGUACAGAAGUUAUAAUGUAGCAUCUUUCAUAAAUGCAAAAGUCAUUUUGUUUCACCAAAAACAUGUUUAUAUGUAGGCAGGGCAAACCUGUUUUGGUGAUUUCUGUUAUCAUCAAAAUAAAUACAUCACAGCAUAUUUUUGUACUCAUGAAGGAGUUGUUACCUGAUUUAAGUACAAUACCAAUGGAAAUUAAUGUUGAAAGUUCAAUUGAUAUAUUCCUAAAAUUUAAGUUGAAAAUGAUGCUGUUGUUGCUUCCUGUUGACAAGACAUAUUAAUAAAUAGCACAAUGUCAAAAGUUUUAAAUUGUCAAAAUCAAUAAUCAAUAUGCAGAAACAGUGAUCUAUUGAAAACUUAAACAAAAAAUGUACUAUCUACAGAUACAUGUGCAACAAUGGUAAUCAUAUUACUUGGGGGGGGGGGGGGGGGGGGGGGGGGGGGAUGCGCUGUUGAAACUACCAAGGCUCAAAAACCACAUGGAAACUGGAUAUAUUUUUACAUCACUGGUUAGAGGAAAACCUGCAGAACACAGUCGGCUACAUUUUGGAAUGUUGCAUUUUGGUACAUGGGUCACCAAAACAGACAGACAAACUACAGUCGUGGUCAACAUUUUUAAGAAUGACACAUAUUAAUUUUCACAAAGUGUGCUGCCUCAGUUUUCAUGAUGGCAAUUUGCAUUCCAGAAUGUUAUGAAGAGUGAUCAGAUGAAUUGCAAUUAAUUGCAAAGUCCCUCUUUGCCAUGAAAAUGAACUUAAUCCCCAAAAAAACAUUUCCAACGCAUUUCAGCCCUGCCACAAAAGGACCAGCUGACAUGUCAGUGAUUCUCUCGUUAACACAGGUGAGUGUUGAUGAGGACAAGAAUGGAGAUCACUCUGUCAUGCUGAUUGAGUUAGAAUAACAGACUGGAAGCUUUAAAAGGAGGGUGGUGCUUGAAAUCAUUGUCCUUCCUCUGUUAACCAUGGUUACCUGCAAGGAAACACGUGCCGUCAUCAUUGCUUUGCACAAAAAGGGCUUCACAGGCAAGGAUAUUGCUGCUAGUAAGAUUGCACCUAAAUCAACCAUUUAUCGGAUCAUCGAGAACUUCAAGGAGAGUGGUUCAAUUGUUGUGAAGAAGGCUUCAGGGCGCCCAAGAAAGUCCAGCAAGCGCCAGGACCGUCUCCUAAAGUUGAUUCAGCUGCGGGAUCGGGGCACCACCAGUGCAGAGCUUGCUCAGGAAUGGCAGCAGGCAGGUGUGAGUGCAUCUGCACGCACAGUGAGGCAAAGACAUUUGGAGGAUGGCCUGGUGUCAAGAAGGGCAGCAAAGAAGCCACUUCUCUCCAGGAAAAACAUCAGGGACAGACUGAUAUUCUGCAAAAGGUACAGGGAUUGGACUGCUGAGGACUGAGGUAAAGUCAUUUUCUCUGAUGAAUCCCCUUUCCGAUUGUUUGGGGCAUCUGGAAAACACCUUGUCCGACGAAGACAAGGUGAGCGCUACCAUCAGUCCUGUGUCAUGCCAACAGUAAAGCAUCCUGAGACCAUUCAUGUGUGGGGUUGCUUCUCAGCCAAGGGAGUGGACUCACUCACAAUUUUGCCUAAGAACACAGCCAUGAAUAAAUAAUGGUACCUCCCCCGAGAGCAACUUCUCCCAACCAUCCAAGAACAGUUUGGUGACAAACAAUGCCUUUUCCAGCAUGAUGGAGCACCUGCACCAUAAGGCAAAAGUGAUAACUAAGUGGCUCGAGGAAAACACAAAGCCUCGAACAUGUUGGGUCCAUGGCCAGGAAAACUCCCAGACCAUUAAUCCCAUGAAACUCUGGCGUCAUCCUAACGAGGCGGGUGGACAACAAACAACCCAGAAGAAAUGCUGCAAACUCCAAGCAUUGAUUAUGCAAGAAUGGGCUUGCCAUCAGUCAGGAUGUGGCCCAGAAGUUAAUUGACAGGCAUGCCAGGGGGAUUUGCAGAGGUCUUGAAAAAGAAGGGUCAACACUGCAAAUAUUGAUCUUGCAUAUAAACUUUAUGUAAUGUAAAUAAACCUGAAACUUAUGGAAUGCUUGUAAUUAUACUUUCAGAUAUACAAUUAGUAACAUCUGACAAAAAUAUCUAAAAAACACUGAAGCAGCAAACUUUGUGAAGACCAAUACUUGUGUCAUUCUCAAAACUUUUGACCACGACUGUACAAUGUUUUGUCAAUCACUCCUAUCGAUUAUCACAUUGAAAUCAAUUGCGCAAAAGGAGGGAGAUGAGGUCUCGCGAGGUUGUUGGUAGAGCAUGGUACUUGCAACGCCAGGGUUGUGGGCUCAAUUCCCAUGGGGGACCAGUACGAAAAUGUAUGCACACUACUGUAAACUGUAAGUCACUGCAUAAGAGCGUCUGCUCUUGAUGACUAAAAUGUAAUAGUAAUGCUGCAUGUCCUGUUAAAACUAACACAGCUCAAAAAACACACGGAAUCUGGGAAUAAUGUGUACAUCACUGGUUAGAGGAGAAUUUGUAGAAGACCGCUACAUUUUGAAGUUGUAUUUUGAUUCAAGUGGGUCGCCAACGUGGUAAGGGUAACGCAAUACUUUUUUGUUAAUCACUUCCAUCGAUAUCACGCUGAAAUCAAUAUAACAUUUGGGUGUGUAGCGCUGUUUAAACUAACACUAUUCAAAGGCCACAUAGAAACUUGGAAUAACUUAUACGUUGUUGGUUAGAUUAUAAUUUGUAGAAGGCUUCUAUCUAUAUUUUGGAAUGGUGGAUAUUGAUUUUGGGAGGCUGCCAUCAUGGAGAAGGGGGGGAAAAACACUUUCAACUAAUCACGACCCUCCAUAGGCUAUCAACAGUGACAACGGUUGGUUGCUAUUUAAGUGAUCGUUUGACUGUCACGUCUGUGUAUUGAUGUGCUGCUAGCGUCUUUCAUAGAGCGACCCCCCCCCCAAAUUAUCCAUGCCAUUUGAGAAAGAAAAUGAUGGCUGCCUUCUAAGUCCUGCGACCCCAAUGAUAAAAUCUACAGUACAAAACCAAAGAUAUUGAUCAGUUUAAAGCAAUUUAUCUUUUGUCAUCGUGUUGAAUAUAAACUUUGAAACUAACAUCACCAAUCUGAGGGAAAAGGAUAGGUAAUUCCCCCCCAAUUCGAUGUGGUCAAAACGUUAGCUUGUGUAAUGUAGUAACACAUACUGUCCAUAUCAUGGAAAUUGUAUAAUAUACAUUAAUUAGAGAUGGCAAAAUAAUUAUCUUCAUUUACGAUGAAAGUAAAUUAAGCAAACUAACAGACUUUUUCAAUUAUCACAUUUCUCACUAGUUUAACCAUUUUUAGAGAUUAAAAAAUGCUCCUAAACACAAUUUAACCAGACAGGCAGUCUACAAUAGAGCGUUCAUGGGGCCUGCCGAGCAGCAGGUUGAACAUUUGACAUACCUAUUUUAUGGCACCUUUUCUGCAGAUUGCGGAACAAAAUACACAUCAAACUACUCUCUCACUUCUCUGUCUCACGCCCUCUCUCUCUUCCUAGGACUGUGCACGCCCCCAAUAUGGCAAGUGGAUCAGCUGCCUGACGACCGACUCUGAUUGGAUGGUGAGGAAAGGGCAGCCCUUGCGAUUAGUUGUUUUUUCCUUCUCUAUUAACAGUCCCUUCCUCAUCGGAUGAGCUCGCUCUCUUUCUAGGCAUUGUCCAGACCAGCGUUGCCAAUUUAGCGACUUUGUCGCUAUAUUUAGCGAGUAUUCAGACCCCUCUAGCUACACAUAAAAAAAGCGACUAGCAACAAAUCUAGUGACUUUUUCUGGUGUUAUUGGAGACUGACGUGAAAGCACGUAUCAUUCUUACUCUUCUCCUCUUCUCAACGAGCAGCGGGUGCUGCUGUGGGGGUGGGAGCCCCCCCCCGUCCCAAAGCACUCACAGGCGGCCCAGUCCUCGCGCAGCUUUUUACUCACUUUUUGUCUCUCCCACGACGUUAUUCCUCUCCUACCGUGUCAUCACAAUUACAUGCACAUGGCCAAUUAUGCAAAUUAGGCGAUGACGUAAAUUAGCGACUUUUAGGGCAGCCAAUAGCUACUUUCCUUACUGAGGAGUUGGCAACACUGGUCCAGACUUGUUCAGUACCUCAGUAUGAAAUGUGGCACUUAUGUUGUUAUCAGUGUGGUUGCCGUGGCGAUACAUUAGGGUCGACUCCACCUGUUGAACGUCUCAAGCUGUUAUCUUUUACUCCUUCAGGAUGAAAAGUCGAGAUGCCAGAAUUUUUUUCUCCCCAAUUCAGAUACUGUAUCAUUACUCAUCAUUUCCUCCUGCAAUUUGAUCUCCUUUAAUGUAAUUAAAUAAUUCUCCCUAACCCCUGUCCCUUAUUUUCCCCCACCAGCUCUGUGGAGGAGGCCCAUCCCUCUCUCUAUGGCACCUCCGCUCCAUGUCACCCACCUCCAUCUUCCCUCUCUCUGGAUGCCAGCGACAAGCCAACUUUUACCAGGACAUGGUGAGAUAAGAGUGUGUGUGAUCUUCAGGGUGGGUGUGUGUGGGUCAGACUGUGUGUGGGAAGGAAGAAAGAGCGUUUAUGGGUUUGUCUUUCUCUCAGUGUGUGUAUUUGUGACCUCUUCCCCCCCCACCUGUAGAUCUUGUCGGUGGGUGAGGGCCAGUGUGUGUCCCACUGUCUCCUGGGGGGAGAGGUAAAGGCUCAGAUCCCCUGCACCCCCCACUCCCUCAACACGCUGGCACUUAACCUCAACAGCACUGAACACAGGGUGAGAGUCGUUAGACAGACCAUCUGAACACUCUAUAUUACUCAUCCAACCCCUCAGGUUAAAUGUCCUCCUUCGCUCAUCGCCCUUGUUGUCUUCCUGUUCUCGUUCAUAAAUCCUGUGUGGCUCAGUUGGUAGAGCGUGGCCCUUGCAACGCCAGGUUGUAGGUUCGAUUACCAAGGGAUACCAGUACGAAAAAAGUAUACUAAUGACUAAAAUGUAAUAAAUUGUUUUGUCCACAUCACAUCGACGCCUCAGUACAUGUUGUCUUCUGUUGUCUUUGCUGUUCCAGGUGCUGACAGUAGGUGGAAGCAGUCACCAGAUAGACGUAUUCACCAACCUGUCCUACAGAACCUUCUCGCUGUCUUUCUGAGGACACACAUAUAACCCGAUUUUAAGCUCAUAAUGUGGUAUGUCUUGAUUAAUUGUACUACACAAUUCUGUACAUAAAACGCAUGCCUCUCUUGUCCAAAGGACGCCCAUUCCAGGAUUCAUCCUGAUGUUUUUGUAUGAUAAUAAAAUAUUUUGAUCGCUUUUCCAUAUCUGUGCAUCAGUCUUGAUGAUAAAUUAACCCCUGCAUUAUGCUCUGAAGGAAUACGUUGUCUGAAAUAGCUGAAUGUCUUGUCUACAUAAAGUCUUGGAUUGAUCAAUUUAGAUUUCUAGAAUAUUGGGUUAUCUCCCCAGUGUUUCUAUUUCAUAUUUGUAGAGAUAGUAAGUAACCCAGCCUACUACUAUAAUA